GGGUCAGCACAGGUGGCUCACUCGCAGACCGGCCGAGCGAGGAGCAUGUGCCCCCGGGAGCUGCGGCAGCGCCGCCGCCGCGCCGCCUGAGUCGUGCCGACCGCUGCUCUCCGACUCACGGACCUUCCGGUGGCAGUUCUACUGGCCCUCUUCACUGUCUGCCGGGGACCUCUGCUGGCGACUUCUACCAGUGACCUGUCACUGACUUCUACAAGUGACCUCUUCCUUUUGCUCUUUACCGAUCUGUACCACCAGUGACCUGUCCCUGACCUGUAUCAGCGACCUCUCCUUGUCACCCCCCCCCCCUCCUCCUCUGACCCUGCGCCGCGAUGGCCACGGAGCGCCGUCCGAUCUGCCCGCGCCUCAUCGACUACCUGGUGGUGGUGGGCACCCGCUCGCCGUCCCGCCAGUGUUCCGUGCAGCCACCCGAGCUGCUGCGACGCUACCCGCCCGACGAGCACAAGGACUUUCCGCUACCGCUGGAUGUGGUGUGCUUCUGCCAGCCCGAGGGAUGCGUCACCGUCGGACCCAAGAAGACCGUGCUCCGGGAGGCCACCAGCUUCGUGUUUGCACUCACCAAUAAGGAUUCGGGCAAGACGCGGUACGGGGUGUGCAUCAACUUCUACCGAGCGGUGGAGCGCUGUGGCACCAGCCGCCGCGCGGACCGUCCUUCCAACGGCUCCAAACGCGACUCGUGGCGCAAGAGUUCUGACCGCAGUCCCGACUCGGCGUUUUCUAGUGAUCACCGCUCGACCGCGGCGGCUCCCGACUCAGACCGGCUGGCCGAUGACGUCACCCGUCCCGUGACGUCACCCACGCGCACGGCGGCGGCAGGGGACAAUGGCGACCCGACCGGUUCAUCACCGCGCUCUAGUCGUCGCAAACAGAGGACGAAGCAUCAUACGCUGACGUCUCUCUGCAUCAUCUCGCAUCAUCCGUUCUUCUCGUCGUUCCGAGAGUGUCUCUUUCUGCUGCGGAAACUUAUCGACGCCUGCAACGAGAACGCCUCGCCGAAGCGGGUCGGCGCCUCGCGCUCCAAUAACAGGGAGUCGGUGUGGUCGGUGCUGACCGGUCGCGGUCAGGAGACCCCUCUGCCGUCCAUCCUGCUCCAUGACGUGCGAGAGAUCGAGACCUGGAUCCUGCGCCUGCUCUCGGCGCCGGUGCCCGUCCCGGGGAAAACGCGAGUGGAGAUCGAGCUGCUCUCGCCGGAGCUGCACCGGCCGCUGACGCUGGCGCUGCCCGACCACACGCGCUUCUCGCUGAUCGACUUCCCGCUGCACCUGCCGCUGGAGCUGCUCGGCGUGGAGACUUGUCUCCAGGUGCUCACUCUCAUCAUACUCGAGUACAAGCUGGUGAUCCAGUCUCGGGACUACAACGCGCUGACCAUGUCCGUGAUGGCGUUCGUGGCGCUCAUCUACCCGCUCGAGUACAUGUUCCCCGUCAUCCCGAUGCUGCCGACCUGUAUGAGCUGCGCGGAGCAGCUGCUGCUGGCGCCCACACCGUUCAUUAUCGGCGUGCCGGCCAGCUUUCUGCUCUACAAGCGCCACUUCAGGCUUCCCGACGACGUAUGGCUGGUGGACCUGGACAGCAAUAAGGUGGUGCCACCGUCAGCGGGAGAGGAGCUUCCCUCGCUACCCGAACCCGAGUGCUCCGUACUGAAGACCCAUCUGCGCCAGGCUAUUCACAAGCUGGAUGAGGCCCUGAGCAGCAUGUCCAUGGUCCAGCAGCCCAUCAAGAACCUCGACCAGCUGCCGCGCGAGUCUGUCGAGGCGCUUCAGCAGGUGCCGGCCUCCGGCGGCUCCGGAUACAAUCCGCUCAUCUAUGGAAACGACGUCGACAGCGUGGACGUGGCGUCUCGGGUAGCAAUGAUUCGUUUCUUCAACUCUCAGAACGUGUUGGCCAACUUCACGGAGCACACGCGCACCCUGCGGCUCUACCCGCGGCCAGUGGUCGCCUUUCAGAUCAACUCGUUCCUCCGGUCACGACCCCGGGUCACCCAGUUCCUGAAUCGGCUGGCCCGCACACAGGCGGUCGAGUACCUGGCCGAAUGGGCGCUGUCCCCAACCAACGCGGCCUUCCUGCGCGUGCAGACGGGCGUGUUUGAUCCAACCCAGAUCGGCGACAAGGCCAAGUGGUACAGCCACCAGCUGGAGGCGGUGCGGUUCACGGUCUGGAGUGACGCCGGCAGCCUGGGCGCCGCCGUGCGCGCCGCUACCUCUCAGACGGAGGCGGUGCCCACGGACGAGUCCGGCUCGGACUCGGACGGCGCGCCGUCCUCCAGCAGCUCGUACUCGUCUCUGAGCGACUUUGUCUCCGAGAUGCAGCUCUCCGAUCUGUCGCCCGCGGUGCUGGAGCCGGCCGGCGGCGGUGUGGUCAGCGGAAUAGACACCAAGUCCGUCUACACGCCUCCUUCGGCUCUGCUGGUGCCGGGCUCGGCCCGCUCCUCGGACUCGGCGCACCAGUCCUCGGGGGGCUCGUCCUCGCGCUCGUCCAUCUCGUCCCAGGGCGGCGAGGACAUGCGCGAGACGGCCGAUGAGGAUGAGGACGAGGAGGAACAGUCUGUCUACCCGAUACAGACGGACGCCGUGGACGCCUUCUGGAAGGCCAUGAUUCGCCACUCCAACCUCAAGUACAUGCAGGACCGCGCUGCGGCGGGCCGGGGACAGCCGGCGGAGGGCCCACCGGUGCCAGAGUUUCGCUCUCUGCCGCCCAGCCAGACGCUCUCCUGUCCGGCACUGGCCGAGUAUGGCGAGCCGGAGCAGUCUUCUGAUGAUCAGCUACAGGAGGACGAUCACCAGGACCUUGGACAAGCCGUGGAAGAGUCGAAGGACGUGGAGAAGAGCCCGCCGCCGGGGGAGAGGAACCCGAAGCGCUCCUGGUGGGGCCGAAUGGUAUCCGGACUAUUCUCCAGCUCCAAACAAGCGGACGGCCUGGACUCGAUGUCGGUCGACUCCGACACGGCCUCGGUGGCCACCACACCGCGCACCGUCAUCUCCACGCGCCGCCAGAGCCCCACGCCGUCCCUCUCCUCCGAGACCAGCUGCGCCACUCUCAGCUCAGAGCCGCCCGGCCGGCCGCCGCGCCUCGCCAGCCGAACGGUCUCUCCUCUGCCGACCCGUCAGCUGAGCGGCGGCAGUGUGGGCUCUCCGGGCCCGCCGCUCACCCCCCGGCAGGGCAGCCAGUCGGGCGGCCACUCGGUGCUGGAGCAGCUGACGGCACAGGCGCGCGGUCUGCGCCACAACAGCCAGGAGAGCCUGCUGACGCAGGUGGACAAGCUGACCGGUCAACUGAAGAACCAGGUGGCCGAGAAAAUUGAGGUCGUCAAACAGCAUAGCGGAGAGGACGGCAGUCUACUGGGACAUGCGCGGAAGGAGGCGAGUCACUCGGUGCACAAAGCGUCCCAGUCUGCCCGCGAGCUGUCCCGCUCGGCCAAAACAGCCAGCAAGUCCACCCUGGAGGAUCUGACCUUCGUGGGCCGCGCGCGACUGGGCGACAUCACACGCAGCGCCAAGGAGGCCGUGUCGCUGAAGAGCCUGGGCAGCCGGGACUCCAGUGGAGGCAGUGGGGGAGGGGGCGGGUCGCUGAGUCACCAGGAGUCGCUGGGGUCCGACGGAGGUCGGAGGGACUCGCGGGGCGCCCUGCAGAGGAGCGGCGGUCCCGCAGGCAACACCGACUUCCUGAGUAACGUCAGUAGCGAGCUGAACGGCAUCGCCCAGCAGACCUCCAAUCUGUUCAGCGAUAUAUUCGGCACCAAGAGCAGUGCGGGCAAAUCGUCGCAGUCUUCCAGCUCCACGUCGUUAGCAGUGCCUUCGUUGAAGCCGGCCAGUCGUCCGGCGCCGUUCGGCCCGUUCCCCAAGGGCCGCCGGGGCAUGGUCGAGAAGUCGUCCCUGAUCCGGCACAGCAGUAACCAGGUGCAGAGACAGGACUCGCGCCAGGCGGCGGCCGUGUACGAACAGCGCAACACCACGUCCACCGAGAAUCAAGUCUUCCUGAAAGAGGUAAUAAGUCAGGUGCUGGAGGGCGAGGGGGUCGGCUGGCUGAAGUUGAACCGCGUCAAAAAGCUCAUGGAAGACGAGAACUACCGAAACCUGGUGGUCUCCCGUCUGAACCAAACCCUCGACAAGAAGAUCGGGCCCGACGACCACAUUGACGACGUCUGCGUGACUCGGGACGUAUGGCGGGGGAUGCUGAAGCUGCUGCUGGCCGUGGUCAGUGGCCUGGAGCACACCUACAGCGAGCACGGUCUGGGCGGCAUGGCGUCCGCCUUCCAGGUGCUGGAGAUCGCGCACACGCACUACUGGAGCCGGGAGGUGCGCGAGCCGGCCGCGCUGGCCACGGUGGGCAUCUCGGCCGCCUCGAGUCCGUUCGGCAGCGGCGAGAACCUGCUGUCGCCGAGCUCUCCGCGCGGCUCGCCGCUGCCGCCGCCCUCCCCGCAGCGCGCGCCGCCGCCGCAGCUCGACGUCACGCCCGACAUCAGCCGGAAGUCCUCCUCGGGCUCCGUGUUCAGCGACGGCUGCGGGAGAGGUCUGGUGCACGACGCGCUCCGCAGUCCCGACGACGAGACCUCCACCUCGGACAUGCUGCGCGACCUGCUGGUGCACAAGCGGCAGCUGCUGCUCAGCAAGCUGACCUCGGCCGAGUCCGACAGCGAGGCGGCGCGCGGCAGCGACGGCAGCGACGCCGGCAGCAUCAUCACCAACCCCAGCUAUCUGAAGGCGCGCAUGCAGCAGAGCUUUCGCUCGACGGUCAGCGACUCGGAGCUGGACGGCAGCCGGCCGAGGGGCCGCGCCGGCAGCGUGUGGUCCAGCAAGUCGUCCUUCAGCACCGGGUUCCGCUACCACGCAGGCAGCAUGAUCAGCACGUCCAACACCUCGUCCCCGGACGGCUCCACCAGGACCUACCUGUUCGAGGGUCUGCUGCACAAGGAGCGGUGUCCUCUCUGGGACCAGAUGGCCUUCUGGGAGGACGCCUUCCUGGACGCGGUCGCCCAGGAGCGGGACAUGGUGGGCAUGGACCAGGGACCCGGAGAGAUGAUGGAAAGGUAUAACUCGCUCUCUGAGACGGAGCGAAAACGGCUGGAGCACGACGAGGACCGCCUACUCUCCACCAUGCUCUACAACCUGGUGGCCUUCAUGGUGAUGCUGCGGGUGAACAAGCAGGAACUGAAGCGGAAGAUCCGCCGGCUUCUCGGCAAGAGUCACAUCGGACUCGUCUACAGUCAGGAGGUCAACGAACUGCUCGAUCAAAUCGGAAACCUGCACGGUAAUGACAUCGACCUGCGGCCGCUGGGAUCGCGUCAGAUGCACCGACAGAGCUUCACCGUCCACUGCGGCACGGACGCCACAGGCGAGCUGGUGUUUAUGGAGGUGCGCGAUGACGGCCUGGUGCUGCGAAGCGUCAGCGGCGUCAUCAUCGGCAGAUGGUGGUUCGAGAGACUCGUCAACAUGACCUACUCGCCCAAAAACAAAAUCCUCUGCCUGUGGCGGCGCAACGGCGGCAAGACGCAGCUCCACAAAUAUUACACGAAAAAGUGCAAGGACCUCUACUACUGCGUCAAGGAGGCGAUGGAGCGGGCGGCGGCGCGCGGCGCCGGCGUCACGCCCGGACUCGAGCUGGGCGGCGAGUUUCCCGUGCAGGACCUGAAGACGGGCGAGGGCGGCCUGCUGCAGGUCUGCAUGGAGGGCGUCGGCCUGCUGUUCGCCACCUCGAAGGAUUUCGAGUUCUUCGUCCGGCUAGACCACAUACGCAAGUGCUUCACCCAGAAGGGAGGCAUCUUUGUACUCGAGGAAUACAAUCCGAAAACACGACAGAUGCUGCAACGAAAAUAUAAAUCAGCAAUGGCGGACCAGAUCUGCUACUCGGUGCUCUGCGUGUUCUCCUACAUCGCCGCUGGCUCCGAGCACAAGAAGCAGCAGCAGCUGCCGCAGCGGCUCAGCUCCACGUCCUAACCUCAGUCGUAACCUCGGCCUGGCGUCCCGACCGGCCCUAGUGGUUGGUACUGGCGCUGGGACCUGCAGUGGCGCUGUACGAGAGCCGGGAUCUGCAGUGGCGCCAUCUGAGACAGGACGAACUGAGCUGCAGUAGCGUGCGUGGACCAAUUGAGUACAGAAUCGCUGGUCGUUUUCGCCGAAGCAGAUGGGCUACUGAAUCCACACCGGAUCAGAUGAACCAUCGAGCCAUUCCAAACCGACCCCAAUCGCCGAACUAACCCUGACUCACCGACAUACCCCGCACAUCCAGCCACAGAACAUGGGAGCGCGACAGAAGCUGACAGCACCGGAUCCCGCGCAGCACGCAGCUAGCUUGAACGUCCCACCGACGCUUUGACUCACGAGGCUUGACUUCAAAAUCACACCCGACACCAAACCUCCCCAGUUGAACUCGUGGUCGCCGCAGCGGCCCUGGUAGUCACCGCGUCGCUAUCGUCUACCGCCCCCGGCGCUGCGCCAGUCUCGCCGCGCUAAGACUGUCUGAGAAAUGUUCUGCCCCGAGAGAGAUGGGUGUUAGCCCCGCUUCCAAGCCGGCGUCGGUCCCUGGUAGCCAGACGUACCGGGGAGUAUAGGCUCCCGGAGAGUAGUGACCCGAGUCCCCGCUAGAGGCGCUGGGUCCCGCCGGCCAGUCGCCGGCCACGGUGCCUUCGUUUCCGAUAUAUCACUGUGUGGGGUGGGGGCGCCGGGCCCAGCCGCUCGGUAGGCUAGCUUGUGCCGAGCUGUUGUUGCUGUUGAUACUUAAGGCGUGUGUAGUCUGGCGGCGGUCGAAAAUACAGUGUAGUGCCGAGGUGA
This is a messenger RNA of Amphibalanus amphitrite, 6782 nucleotides long. RefSeq names its product MAP kinase-activating death domain protein-like. Gene Ontology annotation, molecular function: guanyl-nucleotide exchange factor activity. The record is from RefSeq and is a predicted model, not a curated record. The coding region runs from base 330 to 5948 and encodes 1872 amino acids. Lineage: Eukaryota; Metazoa; Arthropoda; Thecostraca; Balanomorpha; Balanidae. Gene Ontology annotation, biological process: regulation of apoptotic process; regulation of Rab protein signal transduction. Gene Ontology annotation, cellular component: cytosol. The transcript is spliced from 31 exons.